Penicillium bovifimosum is the source of this 1755-nucleotide messenger RNA. RefSeq lists its product as uncharacterized. Lineage: Eukaryota; Fungi; Ascomycota; Eurotiomycetes; Eurotiales; Aspergillaceae. The record is from RefSeq and is a predicted model, not a curated record. Gene Ontology annotation, molecular function: catalytic activity. The coding region runs from base 1 to 1755 and encodes 584 amino acids. The transcript is spliced from 2 exons.
AUGCACGAAACCAUCCCCGGAGAUGAGAUCUACGGACCGGGGACUUUCAUCGACAAAUCUGUCCUCCCUGUACCGGAAGAUGCUCGUCGAAUCUUCGAACUCCUUGCAACGCGAACACCCGGUUUUACAAAGGAUGCUGCACUGUGGGGUACUGUCAAGUUCGAAGGCGGGCCAGAUCCCAUAGUUCCCGGUCCGAUGAAAUCCCCCGUCGUGGCCGCAGCACUGCACGCCAUGUGCGGUGUAGUUGCAAACGAACUCCUGGAGCUGCGUGAUGGUAAGCCAGCCAAAGAUGCCAGCGUGAUUGUGAACACAGACCAUGCAGGAAUCUGGCUUGCUUCGACAUUUACCGCAUACGUGGAUGGGAAGGAUAUCUCGUCUCUUGCACGAAACCGAGAGCUUUCCAACAUCUUCGACAGAGACUUUGAGAAAGGGUUCGGUGUCGGCCCUUUGGCUGGCCGAGCCACUGCACUGUAUCCGACAAAGGACGCCGGGGUGUGGUAUCAACUCCAUGGGUCAUUGGAUGCGAGCAAGACUCUCUGCUCGAUGGGAAUUGACAUGAACGUACCAUUGAAAUCGUUCACAGAAGGAUACGAAUAUAUUCGGCAACAUGUGCAGAAAUGGAGUCCUGAUGAACUGGAGAUGCAUAAUAUAAGGCAUGGCUUAUGUGGCAGUAUCUGCUACUCUCCUGAGGGCUGGAGGAAGACGGAAAUGGGGAAGCGACUUGCUGAGUACCCCCUCAUCAAUUAUACACGCGAGUCGUAUGCCCAACCAACGCCUCCGGUUUGCUUGUCCCAGCUUCCUGAUCGUCGGCCUUUGGCUGGGAUCAAGGUUGUGGAAAUGGUGCGGAUCAUCGCUGGUCCCACUGUUGGCGUGACUCUUGCAUCGUUCGGUGCAGAUGUCAUUCGAGUGAACUGCAGCAGACUGCCAGAUUUGAAUGUGCUCCAAUUGACCCUCAAUGCCGGAAAACGCACGAUCGAUCUUGAUAUUGGCAAGGAGGAUGACAUGGCCCGGCUCGAGGAGCUUGUGGGCGAGGCAGAUGUUUUCAUCCAGGGCUUCCGUUAUGGGUCCCUAGACCGAAAGGGACUCGGUCUGCAAAAAAUGCUAGAUGUGGCAGCCAAAAGGAACAGGGGAAUCAUUUACGUGGAUGAAAACUGCUAUGGUCCAUCUGGACCAUUCGCCGAAAGACCCGGCUGGCAGCAGAUCGGAGAUGCUGCAUCGGGUGUCUCGUAUGUGAUGGGACGGUCGAUGGGAUUCGAUGAAGGAACAAGUGUCCUUCCUCCACUGCCGAUCUCUGACAUGACUACUGGCGUCGUUGCUGCUUUGGCGACAAUGCUGGCCAUUCGGGACAGAGCUCAGGAAGGAGGCUCAUAUCACGUUGUAAGCUCGCUCGUGGCAGGUGAUGCCAUCCUCGUCGACUCUGAGGUCGGCUUAUAUCCUACUAAAGUGGUACAGAAAACUCUCGAUAGAUUCGAAUUUGCGCGUUCGUCUCCGGACCAAUUCGUCUCGGAGAUCAUGAUCCAGGUCAUUGAUGGGUGGAAGCGGGUCUUCCCAGAAUAUCUUGCCCAAGACUCACCGUUCAUGAUGAGCUAUGAAAGCAGUUCAUGGGGGCAGAUGAAUAUCCUGAGGCCUGUUGCCCGAUUAGAUGACAAGGACGCGAGUCCCGUCUGGAAGGAUGCUCCUGUUCCGAACUGCCAUUAUGAUCAAAAUAUCACGUGGCAUGAUCAUUUUUCAGGGCCAGCCCUGGUGUCACAUUAG